GCACUUGAAAGCGGCGGACGGGUUGUCAGAGCAAUGCGAUACUCUAUAUUUAUGAUCUCAUUCAUAGGGCUUUCGUCAUGGGGACCAUUUGUGGGAAGUGCCCGCUCGCUGCCUCAUGUGAUGGACUACGCCGUAGUCAGACCUCAGAAACUUACAGUUCGGGGGAAAAGGAGCGCAUCGUCCACACAGACUUAUCCUGACGAGCUUCGUUAUGCAUUGGCUGUAGAGGGACAGAACUUCACACUUCAUCUCGAGAAGAACAGGUUUCUUCUGGGAAGGGAUUACACGGCGACACACUACUUGGAAGACGGUACAGAAGUGACCACGUCACCAAACCAUGAGGAUCACUGUUAUUACCAGGGACACAUCCACGGCACGGGAGACUCCUCUGUCAGCGUGGCACUGUGCUCUGGCAUCCGGGGCUUCCUGAGGGCGGAGCAGCAGGUGUACCUGAUCGAGCCCCUGGGGCAGUCAGCGGAAGACGACCACGCGGUCUACAGGCAGGAACAUCUCCGAGGGAAGAGGUCUACCUGCAGUCACACCAACAAGACCUCCUACGACCACGGGGCCAAAGCCUCGGGACUGUACAAGCUCGGCAACUGGGAAAGCAAGCCCUUUUCUGAUGUCCCAAGGUUUGUGGAGUUGCAUUUGGUGGUUGACAAAGCAGAGUACAAGAGACACGGAGAAAGUAUGAAGGCUAUCGAAGAGAGAAUGCUGGAAAUUGCCAAUCACGUGGAUAAGCUGUACCGCUCCGUGAACAUCCGGGUCAUGCUGGUGGGCCUGGAGGUGUGGUCCUACCAGGACAAGAUCGACGUGAGCUCCAAUCCCGACGAGACGCUCACGCGCUUCCUCCAAUGGCGGCAGAGCAGCCUGGUGAGGAAGAAGAAGCACGACAACGCGCAGCUCGUCACCGGUAUCGAUUUUGAAGGCUCCACUGUCGGCUUGGCAACCAAAUUCGCCAUGUGUAGUGGGGGCUCUGGAGCGGUGAAUGAGGACCACAACGUGAACCCGCUGGGCGUGGCGUCCACCAUGGCCCACGAGAUGGGGCACAACCUGGGCAUGUCCCACGACCAGGCACACUGCGGCUGCGGAGCCACUGGCUUCAGCAAGAACUGCAUCAUGGCCGACAGCGUGGGGUUUAUCUUCCCAAGGGAGUUCAGCCACUGCAGUCAGAUGGAGCUCCGGUCCUUCCUGGAGAAGGCCAACCCCAGCUGCCUGCUGGACUCCCCCAGCACGGACCGGCUUUUCGGGGGUCCCGUCUGCGGGAACGCCUUUCUGGAGGCUGGAGAGGAGUGCGACUGCGGCACCGUCGAGGAAUGCCGAAAUCCCUGCUGUAACGCCACCACUUGCCUUCUGAAGGAGGGAGCGCAGUGCGCACACGGAGAGUGCUGCCAAAACUGCCAGCUCAAGCCGGCCGGCAGUCUGUGUCGGAAGAGCGCUGGUGACUGUGACCUGGAAGAGUUCUGCACAGGAAGUGACACGCAGUGCCCCGGCAACGCCUUCAAGAUGAACGGCCUGCUCUGCGGCUUCGGCCAGGGCUACUGCUACAACGGGGCCUGCCCCACACACCUACAGCACUGCGAGAGGCUGUGGGGCUCAGGGGCACAGGUUGCAGCAGAUGGCUGCUUCUAUCACAACAGCAGAGGCAUCAAGGAUGGCAACUGCGGAAGGACCGCGUACGGCUAUCGGGCAUGCCCAGCACAGGAUCUUAAAUGUGGAAAGAUCUUCUGCUCAGGUGGAAAGGAGUUUCCCAUCACGGGACAGAAAGCCAUCCUGAGUUUAAGGUCCGGGGUGCAGUGCAACAUCGCUGUGGAUCCCUCAGAAACGGACGACUUGGGGAUGGUUCCUACGGGAACCAAGUGUGGAGCAAACAAGGUGUGCUACAACAGCGUCUGCCAGGACGUGUCCGUGUACGGGACGGAGGAAUGCUCUGCCAAAUGCAACAGUCACGGGGUGUGUAAUCACGAGCGGGCGUGUCACUGUGACCCCGGAUGGGCUCCGCCCUUCUGUGAGAUCAGACUGGCUGACCUUCCUGCAGAUGACCGCAUGCUGGUAAUCGGGGUGUCGGUAGCAGGGAUCAUGCUGGUGGUGAUCUCGCUCAUGAUUGGAGGGCUGCUGUUCUUCAGGAAGUCCCGGAGGCAGAAAUAUCCCGGGGAAAAGAAGCCCUACUCUGCCUCGGGACUGUCCAACCCGCUGUUUUUGGAGAGGGGGGGCGGGAAGGGGAGCCCCCGCUGUGGGACCCCUCAGAUCAGUGAGCCCACCUUCCUGGAGUCCUCAGCCACCCAGGCCUGCGCCCCACUGGUGGUCCGGGUCGUCCCCACCCGACACCCGCCCCAGCCACCGAAGAAAAUGCAGAUGCAAACGCCUCCAAGUCCCGCACAGGUGGCAAGACCCAGUGUUCCGCCCCCUGUCACUCCAAACAAACCCUCGUAUUUAAAGAAUAAACCGCUACCUCCAGCCAAGCCUUUGCCACUGCUAAACGAGAAGCAGGGCAACAAGUCAAAACUCCCUCCAGUGCCCCCUGUGAAGCCAACAGGAACCCAAUCAUCAUGGAAACAGCCUCAGGUCUCCGCGGGGCCGAGAGUCGCCCUGAAGCCCCCCACCAAGCCCAGAUGAAGCUGAGCGGCGAUGUGCGCUGACUCAUCGGACCCAGGAGGGCCUCUGCCAGCCAGCCGGGGGGGGGCGGGUCGGAGGGGCCUGUUUGAAGCCGGACGCGGCGGGGGGUGGAUGUGUGUCUGCGCUGGCUCGUCGCCCUCGGUGACCAACCGCCGGGAAACGGACUGGAUGGGAAGCCAGAGCCAAAACUCCAAAUGCGAAGAGGGUUUUUGGCAACCUUCAGGCUUGUGGCCGCACAGACUAAACAGAUCCAGAGACUGUCCUUUUUUUUUUCUUCUUUUUUUUUUUAAACAAAAAUUCACUCUCGGUUCAUUCUGUUUUUUUUGGUACGAGUUCGGUGAGACAAGAGCUCUUCUCUUUACACCAGUGCAAGAGCCGCAUAUUUUUGCUGUGUUGUCUAAGUUGGGGAAUGUUGUCUAACAUAGGGAAUGUUCGAAAGCUGCCAGCUGCCAUUUAAAGGCUUUAUUCCAUUACUAUAUUAUUUCCUGAUUUUUUUGGGGUGGUGGGGGAGUUGAGGGGAGAGAAAGUGGUUCCUUCCUGAAGGAGUCAUCCUCAAGGUUCUUAAUUGUGCGGUUCUGGCACAUUAAGAGAAACCGGACCAACAUGGUGUCAUUUUAACCUUCCCCCGAUCAGGGAGGAUCUUGCACAAUAUAAAUUAUUAUUGCUCUUAUUUAUUUUCUGUGCCUUUAUUGAGUUUGUGUUUCAUUUGUUGUUAUUGCAUGUUGCUUGGCAGUUACUGACUUUGUGUGUUUAGUUUUUUUUUUAAUUGAUUGUUAAACUUGCAUUCAGCUGAGCUGGAUGCAACAGAAUUGCACAGCCCACUGGGGCUCACACUGUUUUCACUUUUUCUUCAUUUGAAGUAUUUACUCUUGUAGCUUGAUAUUUUAAUCUGACAAUCACUUUGAAACUCAUAAUCUGUGAUAAAAAAUUUUUUUACCUGUUUUCCAGAACAAUAAAAAACUUUUUUCAAAGAGGAAA
Conger conger (European conger) is the source of this 3594-nucleotide messenger RNA. RefSeq names its product ADAM metallopeptidase domain 8a (gene adam8a). The record is from RefSeq and is a predicted model, not a curated record. The transcript is spliced from 25 exons. The coding region runs from base 34 to 2616 and encodes 860 amino acids. Gene Ontology annotation, molecular function: cell adhesion molecule binding; metalloendopeptidase activity. Gene Ontology annotation, biological process: inflammatory response; regulation of cell-cell adhesion; proteolysis. NCBI's taxonomy places the organism in Eukaryota, Metazoa, Chordata, Actinopteri, Anguilliformes, Congridae.